Messenger RNA from Panonychus citri (citrus red mite), 2853 nucleotides. RefSeq names its product trypsin-3-like. Gene Ontology annotation, biological process: proteolysis. NCBI's taxonomy places the organism in Eukaryota, Metazoa, Arthropoda, Arachnida, Trombidiformes, Tetranychidae. Gene Ontology annotation, molecular function: serine-type endopeptidase activity. The record is from RefSeq and is a predicted model, not a curated record. The transcript has 3 exons. Bases 1440 to 2372 code for a protein of 310 amino acids.
UAUUUCUAAUGACUUUUAAUUACAUCAAUCAAAGAUAUUUUCUCAUUCGGAGGAUUAUUAAUAUUUUCCAAGUCCCAUUGUCUUCCGUUUUUCCCGCAAUUACUACUGUUUAUUAGUGCGAGCUUGAGAAAAACAUUGAUUGCACAGAACAAUUUUAACCCAAGUGAUUAUCGUUCUAAUUGAUGACCAGAUAAUCUUAAAUAGUUGCCAAAUUAACCAACAAUCUUCGGGAUUUAGGACUAUCCAGUGAAUCUAUUUAUAUAGCGUUAAAUUGUUAUAAUCUCUCAUUAGUGAUACACAAAUAUGAGAUUUCCUGAUUCUUUAUCAUCGAUUUCCUUUGAAAAGAAACUUGUGAUUCUUUGCUGUUUUCUAAAUGUUUCCUACUUUUCCUUGUGACAAUCAACUGUUAAUAGAAGAGAACACACAAAUUGCAAUAUCAAUAAUCUAAAUAUUGUGUUGCUUUUAUUGUUUUAUUUGUUUGACAAAAAAGAAGAGUUUACAUCCUCUCAAAAGGUAGAAAAUGAAAAGUUUCCUCUCUGGAAGAAAAGUGUUUGUCACAAUUAAGUGGAAUCCCUUCAUCUUAUAAUCAAUAUCUCUCUUUACAAUAUAAAUAUGAUUUUAUGAUCAUCUUCAUCUACUUAUCCUGAAAUAUAUUCUAACAACAGCAAAAACAGCAAACAACUACAACUACUACAUGAAUCAUGAUGACAAAGACAAAGUCUGUAACUUAUAAUUAUACAAUUUGAAUCAAUUAUCACUUAUCACUUUUCCAUCAUCAUAAUUAUCACCAAUUGUGUUAACAUUUGAAUUGAUUGAUUAUCUGUGGACUUGGAAUGAUAAUUUCUCCAAUUGGUCAACCUUCCUCCUUGUUGGUAAAGUGUUAACCGGACAUCAAUGUAUUGACAUAAGUGUUCUCACUCCUCUUUCGCCCUAAAAUCAUUAACAUUAUCAUUCUUGAUUGUCCAUCCUCACUUUCUCUCUCUCUCACUCUCUCGCUUUUCUUAGUAUCUAACAGCUCUACAAACUUGUUAACAAACAAAUAGCUCCUCUCUCUCUCUCUCUCUCUCUAUUUCUAUCUCUUUCUCUCUUCUUUCCUGUGUCAUCCUUUGACCAUAUGUUCUGACCAUCUGAACUCGUUUCCCAGUCAUAAUGGUGACAAUUCUAUUGAUGGUUCAUGUGCAACUAACUUUAAACAUUACCUUUAGGGUCAGUCUUAUGUUUAUCUGUAAGUUAAGGGUCAUUCUCAAGCUCUGGAGGACAAGUUAGAGAGAGAGAGAGGAAGACGAAAAAUCAACAUCUAACAAGAAAAAGAGAAGAAGAAGAGAAGAGAAACAGAGAAACAAGUGUAUGUUCAGGCCAAACAUCGAAUGUACGAAUUAUCAUUGUUAAGAAGGUGAAAAAGUGAACAGGUAAUACAUGUAAUUUGGAGCAAAUUCAUCAUGGAGAUAAAUUGGUUCUCAUGUUAUCAGAUCAUCUUGAUUAUCUUGUCUUCUUCUUGUCACUUUUACUUUUGUGCUACAAUCAAACCAACUAAUUUUGACGAUGAACGUUUUAAACUCAACAACUCGAACAGUUCACAGCGAAAUGCAACUAGAGCUCGAUUGAAAUUGGAAUUGAAAAAUUGUGGUUUAAAUCAAAUGAAAGAUUUAUCUUCUAAAUUGAGGAUAAUCGGAGGUCGUGAAGUGGUCAAAGGUAAUUGGCCUUGGCAAGUAGCUUUACUUAACCAUUUUCGGGAACCAUUUUGUGGAGGGACUUUGAUUACUCCUUCAUUUGUGUUGACUGCAGCUCAUUGUGUUCGUCGACGAUUAUAUAUUCGUGCCGGUGAACAUGAUCUCAUGACCAAUGAAGGAACGGAACAAGAAGUGAAAGUGGAUCAUGUCUUCAUUCAUCCUUCUUUCGAUAGAGAAACGGUUGAUUCGGACGUGGCUUUAUUACGAUUAAAGGUUCCAUUUAAAUUGGGAAAAUUCGUGGCCACGGCUUGUCUUCCUUCGAGGAAAGAUGAGAUUCCAAUCGAUUCAUUUGGAACCAUUUUGGGCUGGGGCAAGAAGAAAAACUCAGCUCUGUUUGGUACCGAUGUACUUCAUCAAGCUCGUGUUCCAAUCGUCAAUAUAAGUGAAUGUAGAAAUGUUUACGAAGACUAUUUCAUCUCGAACAAUAUGUUUUGUGCUGGUUAUCGAAGUGGUCGAGUCGAUUCUUGUGCCGGUGAUUCGGGUGGACCUUUACUCUUCCAGAAAAGAUCUCGAUGGUACAUUUAUGGUAUCACAUCUUUCGGUGAAGGUUGUGGUCGCAGGGAAAAGUAUGGGAUCUAUGCCAAAGUGCCGAAUUUUGUUAAAUGGAUUCGAAGAGUUAUUCAUAAACACAGUUAUCGAUGAUUUAUCCUCAUCCUCAUUCUCAUCAUCUCAUCUUCAACUUCAUCUUCAUCUUGAUUUUUAUCUUCAUCUCUGUCUCUCUUUCAAUUCCAAUCUCCGUUUUCGGAUUCAAUGGCUAAAAUUUACUUCCUGUCUUUCAUUUCAAUCAAAUUGUUACAAUUAUUACAAAAACUGAUUCCCUGACCUUGAAAAGUUUGAGUUUAACUCAAUCUCGACAAUUAAGCUAAUCACAGCUCGUUAUCCAGACUACAAUUUGUUAACUGUUGUGACAUUGAUCUGACGAAACAAAAAAUGCAAAUCUUUGUAUAUUAUUGUAAAUUGAUUAUUAUAGUAUAAUUUUUUAUCUAAUCAUUUCUUAGUUUUUUAAAUAACCAUUUGUUUAAAAAUUUUAUAUGUAAACAAAGUGAUUUAGAUGAGAAUCAAUCUGUUGAAAAUAAUUAGACUGAUUCUGUCUCAAUAAAUUGAUAUCAAUUCUUAUUGCAAA